UAAUCUUCUUUUUGAUUGGCUUAUUCCAUUGUCCAAUAGGAAGCAGCGUUACUAGUCGGUCGGUCGCUCGGUUACUGUUGUCAUCGAUGCGGCACGUGUGAACGAGCUGAAGGAAAUAAUUACAAAAUGUUGCGGCGUGAGGUUCGGCUCAGGAAGGAGUACCUGUACAGGAAGGCUCAGGAGGACAGACUGCGCUCCAUAGAGGAGAAGAAACAGAAACUCAAAUCUUCAUUAGACGAUAAUCGUCUGAUACCUACUGAGAUCCGCAAACAGGCCUUGGAUCUGCAGAAGCUUCUGGAGUUUGAUGAUGAGGGCGGAGAUGGCGUCAGCUCGCAUAUGGAUGACGAGUACAAGUGGGCCGGAGUGGAAGACCCGAAAGUCAUGGUGACGACUUCCAGAGACCCGAGCUCUAGACUCAAGAUGUUCGCCAAGGAAGUGAAGCUGAUAUUCCCAGGGGCCCAGCGCAUGAACAGAGGAAACCAUGAAGUUGACACACUCGUGCAUGCGUGCAAAGCCAAUAACGUGACUGAUCUGGUGAUAGUACAUGAGACCAGAGGGCAGCCUGACGGUUUGAUCGUGUGCCACUUGCCUUUCGGACCGACGGCGUAUUUCACUCUGUACAACGUGGUGAUGAGACACGACAUCCCAGACAUCGGCACCAUGUCCGAGGCCUUCCCUCACCUCAUCUUUCACAGCUUCACCUCUCGCCUCGGCAGACGGGUGUCCAACAUCCUCAAGUACCUGUUUCCUGUUCCCAAAGAGGACAGCAGACGUGUUAUUACAUUUGCUAAUCAAGAAGAUUUCAUCUCCUUCAGACACCAUGUUUACAAGAAAACCGACCACAAGAACGUUGAGUUGACGGAAGUUGGACCCCGGUUUGAAAUGAAAUUGUACAUGAUCAAGCUGGGCACUCUGGAGAACGAGAGCACAGCGGAUGUGGAGUGGCGUCUUCACUCCUACACGCGCACGGCCAAAAAGAGGAAGGUGUUAAGUGUGGAGUAAACACACGUCACUCUGGAUGUCGGAAAAAGACUCCGUGUGGGUUUAUCACUCUGCUUUUCACGGAAUGAUCUCAGUGAGGACUGUGUGUGGAGGGAAGAGUGUAUGGUUUAUUUUAUACUAUAGAGUAUUACACAUAUUGCUUUCUGAUGACGGAGUGUGUACAGAUAUGUACAGAGUUUCUGCUGAUAAUCUCUCAAUGAAAGGAUUUAUAAUUUUCCAUCACAGGACGUGUAUGGAAUGUAAGAUACUCAAUACUUCAGUAUUUAUUCAUGUCUUUGAAUUGCCUCUAAAUAUUUGAUGGCAUACGCAGAGGUGACUAAGGUGUGGCACAGUCAUGCUGAGCUAUUGAAUCCCUUAAAUAACGAAUAAAACAUUUGGGGAUUUUUUUUUUUUUUUUUUUUCAUAGGAAAGUUGAUUAUUUUCCAAUAACAGCACAUCCCGAAAUGUUUUAUUCCUCUUGUACCACAGCAGUUGUCCAUUUUUGUAGCUACGUUUAAUGUUGUGGAAUGUCCACAAAACAAGUUAGCCAUAAACCAUCGUUCUCUCAUCAGUCUCUCUCGCUCUCUCUCUCUCUCUCUCUCUUUUUUCUCUGUCUUCAAGUUUAUAAAACUAAAAACACAGCAUGUAAUUUUACAGAAAAACCAGAAAGCACAAAGUCUUCCAUCUUGAAGGCUUUUCCAUUUUGGAAAACUUUGUUACAGAGCGCUGAAACUGGAGACUCCUUCUAUAAAUUUUUAAACAUCUUCUUGCAAAAAAACAUUAUCAACGAUUAAACAAUCGUUUCGAUCUGUUUAUGUGGAGCAUCCACCGUGCAGCUUGCUUAAUCAACACCUUCUGACCAGUCUGUGGUAUAUGUGUCAUAAAAUACUAAAUUGUUUGAUAAAUCUGUUUGAAUUUCAUCAUUUCAUAUUGGUCUCUUUGUACAAGAUGUAUCUCAUUUGUGUGCUACAAUAAAAUACAUUGUGCAACAGUU
Pangasianodon hypophthalmus (striped catfish) is the source of this 1975-nucleotide messenger RNA. It is a transcript of the gene imp4, whose product is annotated as IMP U3 small nucleolar ribonucleoprotein 4. Lineage: Eukaryota; Metazoa; Chordata; Actinopteri; Siluriformes; Pangasiidae. The record is from RefSeq and is a predicted model, not a curated record. Gene Ontology annotation, cellular component: small-subunit processome; Mpp10 complex; nucleolus. Gene Ontology annotation, molecular function: rRNA primary transcript binding; snoRNA binding. Gene Ontology annotation, biological process: rRNA processing. The transcript has 9 exons. Bases 127 to 1002 code for a protein of 291 amino acids.